This is a messenger RNA of Theobroma cacao (cacao), 997 nucleotides long. Its product is annotated as elicitor-responsive protein 3-like. The record is from RefSeq and is a predicted model, not a curated record. Lineage: Eukaryota; Viridiplantae; Streptophyta; Magnoliopsida; Malvales; Malvaceae.
AGCUUUUUGUUCACCACACAGUCCUUGCAUACUUGCAUUCAUGUCCAUCUCUGGAAUCCAAGGCCUGCCUUUUGAGGUUACAGUUGUUGGAUGUUACAACUUGGAAGACAAGGAAUGGAUAUCAAGACAGGAUCCUUAUGUCUGUCUUGAAUAUGGAAGUGCCAAGUACCGAACCAAAACCUGCACAGAUGGAGGUAAGAAUCCUACCUUCCAAGAGAAGUUCACUUUCACACUUAUUGAAGGCCUCAGGGAGUUGAAUGUAGUGGUUUGGAACAGCAAUACCCUCGUUGCUGAUGAUCUUAUUGGCAGUGGAAGGAUUCAACUCCACAAAGCCCUUUCCCAAGGUUUUGAUGAUUGCACCUGGCCACUUCAGAGCAAAACUGGCAGGCAUUCAGGAGAAGUAAGACUCAUAUUGCACUACUCUAACGCCACACAACCUCAACAAUGCAAGGCAAAAUUAGCUCCAUCAAUGCCAGAAUAUGCGCCAUCUGCCCCCUUCACCCAGGUCUCACCAUAUGGUCACGCACCAGCGGCACCUCCAGCUCCUUACCCAGCUACGUUGCCAUAUGCUGCCCCAUCUCCUUACAAGUCAUAUCCUACUAGUACAGCAACGUAUCCGCCAUCUCCAUACGCUGGCUAUUCUCCCCAGGCUCCUCCUGCAGGUUAUCCUCCACAAACAUACCCACCUCUCCCUCAGGCCUCAUCUUAUUACCCACCAGCUCGGGCCGGAAUCUAUCCUCCACCACCCUACUGAGCACUUUUGUCAUUAAUGUCAUGCAAGCAGAGAAAAGUCUACAUAUGAACAGAAGCUAAAAGAAUUCAUGCUUGAAGCCACAAUGCCUUUGUAAUUAUUCUGAUGUAUGCGGAAAGUUUUAUUGCAUUGGGUGAUCAUAUUUCCGUUUUUGAAUCUGUAUGUUGUUUUUUAUAUAUUGCGAAAUUGGUUUCUUGUAAUUUACUCUGCUGUGCAAUUGUGGACAAUAAAAAGUGGUUUUCUCAA